GAUAUUUAUGAUUGUGCUAAGUUUCCUUGUAAGAAUGGCGGUACUUGUAAAAAUACUCCUGGGAGUUACCAGUGCACGUGUAAACUUGGUUAUACAGGCAAGAACUGCGAGACAGGUAAGCUGGUUUUAAGUGUAGGAAGUAAUCUUUUGGCAACAUGGACGCGUUUAUUUUUCGAAAGACACUGAAGCAGAAAAAUCUCAAAUUAUUAUCAUUAUAAUUCGCGUUGUUACUUACUCGUGAUUAUUAUAUUGAUGAAUGCGUUGGAUCUCCAUGCAAAAACGGUGCUACUUGUCGAAAUAUUCCCGGAAGUCACAAAUGUAUUUGUAAAGCAGGAUUUAAAGGAAAAGAAUGCGGAAAAGUGAACUUCAAGAAAACCAUGAGCAAUUUUUGGCUUCUCUAUGGUAUAAAACAAAUAGAUUCUGAUUCCGAGGGUCUGUAUAGUAACAAAUAACAAAUAGUAUCAUUAUCAUUAUAUACCAACGGAAUUAUUCUUCCCGCUGUUACUUAAUCGUCUUUAUUAUUUUUCCUUUACUGUUAUAAUUAUUAUUUGCGUUCUUACUAACUUGUGAUUUUGCCUUUAGAUAUCGAUGAAUGUGUUGGAUCUCCCUGCAAAAACGGUGCUACUUGUCAGAAUAUUCCCGGAAGUCACAAAUGUAACUGUAAACCCGGAUUUACAGGCAGAGACUGCGGAAAAGGUGAACUUCACCAAAAUGGUCAUUUAUUGUCCACGAGCUAUUUGCUCCAUUUUUUUAGAAUGAUACUUACUUUGCAACCUCAGAAUUAGUAAAGGGUGCUUACUUUCAGCACUUCUCUAGACAUUGGGCGAAGGAUGUGGUAGGGGACUUGUUCUUCUAAAUUAUGUCAUUGCCUAAAGGACUGAUUACUUAAAACAUUUGAUAAUGUCACAGUUAAAAAAAAUGCGCUUUUUUGGUUUCUCUAUUGUAUGAAACAAAUAGAUUCUGCGUCCGAGGGUCUGUCUAGUAAAGUAACAAAUAAUAAAUACGUCACAAUGUGGCUAUAACAAUAGUGACACAUACUAGCUGAACCUUGUUUUUUAUUGUUUCCACAUUUAGAUACCAUCCGUGAUCUAUAACAGACGCACGCUAGCAUUGAAUCUAUUUGUCAACUAAAUUUAUAGUAAAGUUCGGAUAUAACGCGCGCUGUCAUUAGUUGAAACAGCGUGCUCUAUCAGAGUACAGAACCUAGAGAAAGAGAGCUAAAGCCAUCACGCCGUCUGCCAAAUCGUACUAUGCCGACCAUUUCCUGGACUUCCUUCUAGCUUUUUUUCAUUCAUUGAAAGUGAAAUAUCGAAACAAGCAAGUUUUUGAGUUUUCGUGGACUCGAGAGAUAACCCUAUCAGUAGCCUCUCAUAGAUAUUUUUGUGAUUCCCCUAUAUUAAAUUCUAUCGCCAAAAAAAGGUAAAAUAUUGUAAUUUAUAGGAAGAGGUACUUUUUACUUUAAUCAAGAAAAUUUAUAUCAAUUUGUACUUUCAUAUUUAGAUAUUAACGAGUGUGCUGGAUCUCCUUGUAAAAACGGCGCUAAAUGUCUAAAUAUUCCGGGGAGAUACCUGUGCAGUUGUAAAGCAGGUUUUACAGGAAGGAACUGCGACACAGGUUAGCAAGCCCGCUCUCUUUUUAAUUGCACUACCUUUCUACAAUCUAUCUAUCCAUUUAGAAUUAUGAACUUUUUGCAAUAUCUCUGGAAGGAGUUGAUUUUAUUAAUUUUGCAUUUAGAAACAUAUUUGAUAAGUGUCCUGGAUUGUUUUGAGGAAAAAAUUAACGUGGAGUUAAUAUUGAAUUUCUAGACGAUCUGAAAUUCUUGCUACAUCCAAAUUAAGAUCACGAUAUUAUCCGUGGGCUAUUUGCUCCUCAUUUUGAAAUUACUUACCACACAAAUGAUACUUACUUUACAAUCUCAGCAAUAUGAAUGGAGGCUUACUACUAUCAGCACUGCUCUAGACAUUGGGCGAAGCCAUAAAAUGAUGUGGUGGGGUGGGCGAGUUCUUUUAAGUUAUGUCAUUGCCUUAAGGACCGAUUAAUUACAAUAUUAAGUCAUAUUUGGAAUGAUUAAAAAAAAUUUGCAGUUUUUUGCUUCUCUAUUGUAUAAAACAAAUAAAUUCUGUAUCCGAUGCUAUGUAUAUUACUAAGUAACAAGAACGUCGCAAUGUGGUUCAUUUCUCUUACUAGAACCUUUUUCCUUAAAAAGCGCCGUUAAAAUUUGUACUUCCGUUAUCUUGUAUUGAUUGUACCGUUCUUAAAUGAUAGUCAUGUGAACUUCGAUAAUACACUAUGUGUUCCUUGCUGAAAAUCGGAAAGAGGUCUUGAAUAGUUGCUAUUAGAUCUCUGAAACUAGAAAGUCCUCUAGUGUCUUUAUCUAAAAUUAGUUAUUUGGUUUCGUAUUCUAUAUACAGAUAUAGACGAGUGUGCUAAGUCUCCGUGUCAAAAUGAUGCCUGGUGUCAAAAUCUUCUUGGAAGUUACCGACUAUUUUUCUCCAUUCUAUCCAUUUAGAAGUAUGAACUUUUGAAAACAUCUCUGAAAGGAGUUAAUUUUAUUAAUUUUGCAUUUGGAAACGUAUUUAAUCAGUGUCCUGGAUUGUUUUGAUAAAAAAAAAGGAUCCUACAAGUCUAAAGUGAAGUUAUUGUUGUAUUUUUAGACGAUAUGUCCUUCUAGUUGCAUCCAAAUAAGGAUCGUAAUAUUUUCAUGUUUAACAAAAUUUUAUUACUGAUAGUUUUAUCAAUUGGCUAAAGGCAAACGAAAGGAAGCGGUGGUUUUAAAUAUAAUCGCGUCUAAAGUUCUUUUGACUUUUAAUUUGCUAUCUAGAUAUCAAUGAAUGUGCUAAGUCCCCUUGUAAGAACGGUGCUACUUGUCAAAAUCUCCCUGGAUGUUACCGAUGCACGUGUAAAUCUGGAUAUACAGACAGGAACUGUCAGACAGGUAAGCUGUCUUGUAAAAUUAAUAUUCAUCUUUUGGCGACAUAGAUGAGGUUCAUUUCUCUUAAUGGAUCAUACUCUAAAAAGCGUCAAGAAAUGUUGUUUCCAUCAUCUUGUAUUGAUUGGACGGUUCUAAUAUGAUAAUCAUGUGAACUUUGACAAAGGACUGUGUGCUCCUUGUAGAAAACUCGGAACAAAGUCUUGAAUAGUCGCUCUAAUAUCGUUGCAACUAGAAAGUCCUCCAUUGCCUUUAUCUGAAAUUAGUUAUUUGGUUUCUCAUUCAAUAUACAGAUAUAGACGAGUGUGCUGAAUCUCUGUGUCAAAACAAUGCCUUGUGUCAAAACCUUCCUGGAAGUUACCGAUGCAAGUGUAAAUCCGGAUACACUGGACGAAACUGUGAAAAAGGUGAGCUUUGUUAGACUUAAAAGUUUCAUUAGGAACAGUAACUUUCAUCUUGCCUUAAUUUGAACUUUUUUAAUCGCUUCAUCACCAAGAUAUCGCCUUUUCUUUGACGCAGCUCGUUACAUUUUCAGUUCGUUGACCUAAAUACCGUUUCAUAAUAUUUAAUUGGGUACCAUAAUUAUUGUUCAUCAACCUUCAUCCCCUAAUAAAUAUUUUUGCGGUUGCCUUAUAUUUAAUUCUAUCGCAAAAAAUAACAAACAAAUAAUCAUAAUUUAUAAGAAGAAAGUUCAAUUCCACUAUUUCUCUCCAUUCUAUCCAUUUAGAAGUAUGAACUUUUGAAAACAUCUCUGAAAGGAGUUAAUUUUAUUAAUUUUGCAUUUGGAAACGUAUUUAAUCAGUGUCCUGGAUUGUUUAAAAAAAAAAAGGAUCCUACAAGUCUAAAGUGAAGUUAUUGUUGUAUUUUUAGACGAUAUGUCCUUCUAGUUGCAUCCAAAUAAGGAUCGUAAUAUUUUCAUGUUUAACAAAAUUUUAUUACUGAUAGUUUUAUCCACUGGCUAAGGGCAAACGAAAGGAAACGAUGGUUUUAAGUAUAAUCGCGUCUAAAGUUCUUUUGACUUUCAAUUUGUUAUCUAGAUAUCAAUGAAUGUGCUAAGUCCCCUUGUAAGAACGGUGCUACUUGUCAAAAUCUCCCUGGAUGUUACCGAUGCACGUGUAAAUCUGGAUAUACAGACAGGAACUGUCAGACAGGUAAGCUGCCUUGUAAAAUUAAUAUUCAUCUUUUGGCGACAUAGAUGAGGUUCAUUUCUCUUAAUGGAUCAUACUCUAAAAAGCGUCAAUAAAUGUUGUUUCCAUCAUCUUGUAUUGAUUGUACGGUUCUAAUAUGAUAAUCAUGUGAACUUUGACAAAGGACUGUGUGCUCCUUGUAGAAAACUCGGAACAAAGUCUUGAAUAGUCGCUCUAAUAUCGUUGCAACUAGAAAGUCCUCCAUUGCCUUAUCUGAAAUUAGUUAUUUGGUUUCUCAUUCAAUAUACAGAUAUAGACGAGUGUGCUGAAUCUCUGUGUCAAAACAAUGCCUUGUGUCAAAACCUUCCUGGAAGUUACCGAUGCAAGUGUAAAUCCGGGUAUACUGGACGAAACUGUGAAAAAGGUGAACUUUGUUAGGCAUAAAAGUUUCAUUAGGAACAGUAACUUUCAUCUUGCCUUCACUUAAUUUUUUUAAAAUCGCUUCAUAACCAAGAUAUCGCCUUUUCUGAGAAGCACCUCGUUGCAUUUUGCAGUUCGUUGACCUAAUUACUGUUUGAUGAUAUUUAAUUGAGUACCAUUAUUUUUGUUCAUGGGCUUCAACCCCUUAAAAACAUUUUUGUGAUUUCCCUAUAUUUACUCCUAUAGCAAAAAAAACAAAUAAAUAAUAAUAACUUAUAAGAAGAAAUGAUUUUAACUCCUUGCAAGGAAAGUUAUAUUAAUUUGUACUUUUUUAUUUAGAUAUUAACGAGUGUGCUGUAUCUCCUUGUAAAAACGGCGCUACAUGUCGAAAUUUGCCCGGGAGUUACCUGUGCAUUUGUAAAGCAGGUUUUACAGGAAGGAACUGCAACACAGGUCAGUUAGCCUGCUCUUUUUUAAUUCCAAUAGCUUUCUACAAUCUACCUAUCCAUUUAGAACUAUGAAACUUUUAGCAGUAUCUCUGGAAGGAGUUAAUUACAUUAUUUUUGCUUUUGUGGACCUGUUUAGUGAGUGUCCUGGAUUAUUUUUUAAAAAAUAUAUAUUCAAUAUAUUAUAAUAUAUAAGAAGAGGUACUUUUUACUUUAUGCAACAAAAGUUGUAUUAAUUUGUACUCUUUUAUUUAGUUGUUAACGAAUGUGCUUGAUCUCCUCGUAAAAACGGCGCUCAAUGUUUUAAUAUUCCCGGGAGUUAUUCGUGCAUUUGUAAAGCAGGUUUUUAUCGUAAGGAAAUGCUUCCACUUCCUUUCUACAAUCUAUCUAUACAUUUAAAUUUAUUAACAACUUCUAGCAGUAUCUCUGGAAGGAGAUAACUUCGUCAAUUUUUCAUUUGAAAACGUAUUUAAUAGGUGUCCUGGAUUGUUUUGAAAAAAAAAAAGUGUGCUACAAGUCUAACGUGAGGUUAUUGUUAAAUUCCUUGACGAUAUGUACUUCUCGUUGCAUCCAGACUAAGAUCAUAAUAUUUACAUGUUACACCACUUUUAUUUAUUUUAUUUCUCCAUUGGAGAAUGCAAACAAAAGGAAAGGCUAGUUUUAAAUACUAUUGCUGUUUAAGUUCUUUUGACUUUUAAUUUGUUAUCUAGAUAUCAAUGAGUGUGCUAAAUCCCCUUGUAAGAACGGUGCUACUUGUCAAAAUCUCCCUGGAUGUUACCGAUGCACGUGUAAAUCUGGUUAUACUGGACGAAACUGUGAAACUGGUGAGCUUUGUUAGGCUUAAAAUUACAUUAGGAACUGUAGCUUUAAUCUUGCCUUCAUUUGAAAAUUUUUAAUCAUUUCAUAACCAAGAUAUCGCCUUUCCUGAGAAGCACUUCGCUGCAUUUUGCAAUUCGUUGACCUAAAUACCGUUUUCGAAUAUUCAACUUAGUAUUAUUAUUAUUUUUAAUUUACGUGUAUUUCGCAAUGUACUCUUUACUGAAUGCCAAAUCACAUUUACAUACUACUAGAAUUGCUACUUUUAACGUCCAUGGUCUAGAUUAAGGGCCCCGUUGAAGACAGUUUUGGCGAGUUCGGAUCCCUCUUAAAAAAUCAUCACUACACAAUGAAUAUCAUUAUAAUUGUAUGCCAACGGAAUUAUUAUUUCCGCUGUCACUUAAUCAUUAUUAUUAUUAUUGUUAUCAUUAUUAUAAGUUAUUUUAAAAAAAAUAGACUAUUUACAGAUUCAAGAAUAUGAAUAUUAAAAUAUAUACCCUAUUGUACAUUCUUCUUGUGUACGAAAGAGAAUUGUCAUAAAAUUACUAUCUAAAGACUACUAAUAACAAUUAUAAAAAGCAUCAAAAAAGUAAUAAAAAAAUAAAAACUAUCUAAAAAUAAUAGUUCAAACUGAUAAAGAGUUACUACUUAAAUUCUGGCUUGCGCACUUUCCGAUGAAAUGUCAAUGUCGGAUAUAUUGGCUGCUCUUCUCUUGCUCCUGGUUCCUCUGAUUAUAAUAUCAUUAUUAUAAGUUAUUAUUAUUGCCAUUAUUAUAAUUGUUAUCAUUAUUAUCCGCGUUGUUACGAACUUAUGAUUUCUUCUUCAGAUAUCGAUGAAUGUGUUGGAUCUCCAUGCAAAAACGGUGCUACUUGUCAAAAUAUUUCCGGAAGUCACAAAUGUAACUGUAAACCCGGAUUUACAGGCAGAGACUGCGAAAAAGGUGAACUUAACCAAAAUGAUUCUUCAUACUUGUUACACAAAUGAUACUUCGCAACCUCAGUAGUAGUAAAGGAGGCUUAUUACCCUCAGUACUACUCUAAACCUUAGGCGAAGCCAUGCAUGUAAAGGUCUGGUAGGGGGCGUGUUCUUCUAAAUUGUCAUUGCCUUAAGGACGGAUUACUAACAAAAUUUAUUAAUGUCUGGGAAAAAUAAAAAAAUUGCAAUUUUUUGCUUCUCUUUAUUAUAUUAAACAAAUGCAUUCUGUGUCCGAGGUUCUCUAUGGUACUAAAUAAAAAGUACGUCUGAAUGUGGUAAUAACAUUAGUGACACACUUAAUAGCUGCACCUUGUUUUGUUGUUGUUGUUUCUCUUUUUAAUUCCAUUACCUUUCUAUAAUCUAUCUAUCCAUUUCGAAUUACGAGUUUUUCGCCAUAUCUCUGAAAGGAGUUCAUUUUAUUAAUUUUGCAUUUGGAAUCGUAAUUAAAAAGUGUACUGGAUUGUUUUGAAAAAGAGUGACAAAAAAGGAUGCUGCAAGUCUAACGUAAAGUAACUAUUGCAUUUCAAAUAAGGAUCAUAAUAUUUUCGUGUUCCACCAGUCUUUUUUUCUGAUAGUCUUAUCCACUGGGGAAUGCAAAGGAAAGGAAAUGUUGAUUUUAAAUAUUAUUGCGGUGUAAGUUAUAUGGAAUUUUUAAUUUGUUAUCUAGAUAUCAAUGAGUGUGCUAAAUCCCCUUGUAAGAACGGUGCUACUUGUCAAAAUCUCCCUGGAUGUUACCGAUGCGCGUGUAAAUCUGGAUAUACUGGACGAAACUGUGAAACUGGUGAGCUUUGUUAGGCUUCAAAUUACAUUAGGAACUGUAGCUUUAAUCUUGCCUUCAUUUGAAAUUUUUUAAUUAUUUCAUUACCAAGAUAUCGCCUUUUCUGAGAAGCACCUCGCUGCAUUUUGCAAUUCGUUGACCUAAAUACCGUUUUCGAAUAUUCAACUGAGUACCAUUAUUAAUUUUAAUUUACGUGUAUUUCGCGAUGUACUCUUUACUGAAUGCCACAUCACAUUUACAUACUACUAGAAUUGCUACUUUUAACGUCCAUGGUCUAGAUUAAGGGCCCCAUUGAAGACAGUUUUGGCGAGUUCGGAUCCCUCUUAAAAAAUCAUCACUACACAAUGAAUAUCAUUAUAAUUGUAUGCCAACGGAAUUAUUAUUCCCGCUGUCACUUAAUCAUUAUUAUUAUUAUUAUUGUUAUCAUUAUUAUAACUUAUUAUUGUUAUUAUUAUUAUUAUUAUUAUUAUCCGCGUUGUUACGAACUUAUGAUUUCUUCUUCAGAUAUCGAUGAAUGUGUUGGAUCUCCUUGCAAAAACGGUGCUACUUGUCAAAAUAUUCCCGGAAGUCACAAAUGUAACUGUAAACCCGGAUUUACAGGCAGAGACUGCGGAAAAGGUGAACUUAACCAAAAUGAUUCUUCAUACUUGUUACACAAAUGAUACUUCGCAACCUCAAUAGUAGUAAAGGAGGCCUACUACCCCCAGUUCUACUCUAAACAUUAGGCGAAGCCAUGAAAGGGUCUGGUAGGGGGCGUGUUCUUCUAAAUUGUCAUUGCCUUAAGGACGGAUUACUAACAAAAUUUAUUAAAGUCAGGAAAUAAUAAAAAAAUUGCAAUGUUUUGCUUCUCUAUUAUAUAAAACAAAUGGAUUCUGUGUCCGAGGUUCUCUAUAGUACUAAAUAAAAAGUACGUCGGAAUGUGGUAAUAACAUUAGUGACACACUUAAUAGCUGCAGCUUGUUAUGUUGUUGUUGUUUCUCACAUUUAGAUGUCAUCCGUGAUUUAUAACCCACGUAUGACAAUGUGAAAUCUAUUUAUUACUUAAAUACAAAACUGAUCUAUAAUUAUGUAUACAGAUGUGGACUAGUGCACAGGUUGUCCUUGUAAAAGCUGUGCUUUAUGUCAAAAUGUUCCCGGUAGUUACCAAUGCAUUUGUAAAUCAGGAUUUGCAGGCAGGAACUGUCAAAGAGGUUUUGUGGACUCGAGAGACUACUUUUUUCAGACAAACUCAACUUUCAUUCUCUUAUAGAUUAAUUUGUGACUCCCCUAUAUUCAGUUUUAUCGUAAAAACAAACAAAAAAUAAAUAAUUAUAAUUUAUAGAAAGACGUAGUUUAAAUUUUAUGCAAGAAAAGUUGUAUUCAUUUGUACUUUCGUAUUUAGAUAUUGACGAAUGUGCUGGAUCUCCCUGUGAAAAUGGCGCUACAUGUCUAAAUAUUCCCGGGAGUUACCUGUGCAGUUGUAAAGCAGGUUUUACAGGAAGGAACUGCAACGCAGGUCAGCUAGCCCGCCCUCUUUUUAAUUCCAUUACCUUUCUAUAAUCUAUCUAUCCAUUUCGAAUUACGAGUUUUUCGCCAUAUCUCUGGAAGGAGUUCAUUUUAUUAAUUUUGCAUUUGGAAUCGUAAUUAAAAAGUGUACUGGAUUGUUUUGAAAAAGAGUGACAAAAAAGGAUGCUGCAAGUCUAACGUAAAGUAACUGUUGAAUUUCAAAUAAGGAUCAUAAUAUCUUCAUGUUCCACCAGUUUUUAUUUCUGAUAGUCUUAUCCACUGGGGAAUGCAAAGGAAAGGAAAUGUUGAUUUUAAAUAUUAUUGCGGUCUAAGUUAUAUUGAAUUUUUAUUUGCUAUCUAGAUAUCAAUGAGUGUGCUAAAUCCCCUUGUAAGAACGGUGCUCCUUGUCAAAAUAUUGCUGGUAGCUACAAGUGCGCGUGUAAACCUGGCUAUACAGACAGGAACUGCGAGACGGGUAAGCUGCCUUGUAAAAUUAAGAAUCAUCUUUGGGUGCCAUAGAUGGGGUUCAUUUCUCUCAUUGGACCAUAUUCUAAAAAGCGCCGUUAAAAGUGGUAUUUUCGUCAUCUCGUACUGAUUGGACCGUUCUAAAAUAAUAUUUAUGUGAGCCCUGAUAAAGUAAUGUGUGUUCCUUGCAGAAAAAUCGAAAAAAAGACUUAAAUGUUUAGUCUGAAAUCUCUGCCACAAGAAAGUCCUUCAUUGUCUUUAUCUAAAAAUUAGUGGUUUCUUAUCUGGUUUCUUAUUCUAUACACAGAUAUAGACGAGUGUGCUGCAUCUCUGUGUCAAAACGGUGCCUUGUGUCAAAAUCUUCCCGGAAGUUACCGAUGCAAUUGUAAAUCCGGAUAUACUGGACGAAACUGUAAAACUGGUGAGCUUUGUUAGGCUCAGAAAUUUCUCUAGGAAAAGUAACUUCCAUCUUCUUUUCAUUUGAAUUUUUUUAAUCAUUUCAUUACCAUAGAUGAUGUCACCAUAAACAAUUUUUUGCUACUCUAUUUUAUAAAACUAAUGGAUCCAGUGUCCGAGGGUCUUUAUAGUAACAAAAAAAAAACCUCCCGAUGUGAUAAUAACAGUAGUGACAUACUUAAUGGCCGAGCCUUGCUUUUGUUGUUGUUGAUGUUGUUUCGCACAUUUAGAUGUCAUCCGUGAUCUAUAACUGACGCACGACAUCAUGGAAUCUAAUUGUUAAUUAAAUAGAGAACUGAUUUUUAAUUAUAUAUACAGAUGUGGACGAGUGCACAGAUUCUCCUUGCAAAAACGGUGCUCUAUGUCAAAAUGUUCCCGGCAGUUACCAGUGCAGCUGUAAAUUAGGAUUUGAAGGCAGAAAUUGUCAAAGAGGUUUGUGGACUCGAGGGACUACCUUUUUGGGACCAACUCAGCUUUCAUAGAUAUAUUUGUGACGUCCUUAUGUUUAAUUCUAUCCCAAAAACUAACAAUAGAAAGAGGCCCAUUAUACUUAAUGCAAAAAAUGUCAUAUUUAUUUGUACUUUCAUAUUAAGAUAUAGACGAAUGUGCUGGAUCUCCUUGUAAACACGGCGCUACGUGUCUAAAUAUUCCUGGAAGUUACCUGUGCAGUUGUAAAGCAGGUUUUACAGGAAGGAACUGCGACACAGGUCAGCUAUCCCACUCUCUUUUUAAUUCCACUACCUUUCUGCAAUCUAUCUAUCCAUUUAGAACUAACAACUUUUUCAGCGAUAUCUCUUGAAGGAGUUAAUUUCAUUAAUUUGUUAACAUAUUUAAUAAGUGUCCUGGAUUGUUUUGGAAUAAUGAUAUAGCUAAACAUAAAGUUACUUUUUAAAUAGGAAACUGAUCUCUAAUUAUAUAUAGAUGUGGACGAGUGCACAGGUUCUCCUUGCAAAAACGGCGCUCUAUGUCAGAAUGUUCCUGGUAGUUACCAAUGCAGUUGUCCAUUAGGAUUUGCAGGAAGAAAUUGUCAAAGAGGUUUGUGGACUCAAGAGACUACCGUUUUUAUGGACUAACUGAAAUUUCAUCCCCUUUUGUACCGUUUUUUGAUUCCCCUAUAUUUCAUUCAGGUACUUUUAAGUUUAUGCAAGAAGUGUUGUAUUAAUUUGUACUUGCAUAUGUAGAUAUUGACGAGUGCGCUGGAUCUCCUUGUAAAAACGGCGCUGCAUGUCGGAAUAUUCCCGGGAGUUAUCUGUGCAGGUGUAAAGCAGGUUUUACAGGAAAGAACUGCGACACAGGUCAGCUAGCCCGCACUCUUUAUUUCCAAUACUUUUCUAUUAUCUAUCUACCCAUUUUGGAAUCAUGAAUAUAAUAUAAAGUGUGCUGGAUUGUUUUAAAAAAAGACAUUAGGAUGAUAAAUUCUAAACAUAAAGUUACUUUUAAAUUUUUAGAAGGUACAUCUUUCUCGUUACAUUUAAGUUAAGUUCAUUCUAUUUUAGUGUUACAUUAGUUUUUGUUUCUGAUAGUCCUAUCCAUAGGAGAAUGCAAACGAAAGGAAAUGGUAGUUUUAAAUGGCAUUGUGGUUUCAGUUAUAUUGACUUUUUAUCUGUUAUCUAGAUAUCAAUGAGUGUGCUAAAUCCCCUUGUAAGAACGGUGCUACUUGUCAAAAUAUUGCCGGAAGCUACCAGUGCGCGUGUAAACCUGGCUAUACAGACAGGAACUGUGAGACAGGUAAGCAACCUUGAAAGAUUAAUAUCGUCUUUUGGCGACAUAGAUAAGGCUUGUUUCUCUCACUGGACCACAUCCAUAUUCUAAAAAAGCGCCGUUAAAAGUUGUAAUUCCGUCAUCUUGUAUUCAUUAGAAGGCUCUAAAAUAAUAACCAUGUGAGCUUCGAUGAAGCACUGUGUGUUCCUUGCAGAAAACUCGGGAAGAAGUCUUGAAUAGUUGAUCUAAAAUUUCUGCUACUAGAAAGUCCUCCAUUGUCUUCAUAUGAAAUUAGUUAUCUGGUGCCUUAUUCUCUAUACAGAUGUAGACGAGUGCGCUGAAUCUCUGUGUCAAAACGAUGCCUUGUGUCAAAAUCUUCCUGGAAGUUACCGAUGCAAGUGUAAAUCCGGAUAUACUGGACGAAAUUGUGAAACAGGUGAGCUUUGUUAGGCUUAAAAGUUUCAUUAGGAACAAUAACUCUUAUCUUGUCUUCAUUUGAAUUUUUUUAAUCAUUUCAUUACCAAGAUAUCGCCUUCCCUGAGAAGCACCUCGUUGCAUUUUCAGUUCGUUGACCUAAAUACUGUUUAAUGAUGUUUAACGGAAUACCAUUAUUAUUGUUCAUCAACUUUCCUCCCCUUAUAGGUGUAUUUGUGAUUUCUCUUUAUUUUAAUUUAUAUAAAAAAAACCACAACAAAUACAAAUUUUAACAUAUAAAAAGAGAUACUUUUAACUUUAUGCAAGAAAAGUUGUAUCAAUUUGUGUUUUCCUAUUUAGAUAUUAACGAAUGUGCUGGAUCUCCUUGUAAAAACGACGCUACAUGUCAAAAUAUUCCCGGGAGUUACCUGUGCAUUUGUAAAGCAGGUUUUACAGGAAAAAACUGCAACACAGGUCAGUGAGCCCGAUCUCCUCUUAAUUCCAAUAUCUUUCUACAAUCUAUCUAUCCAUCUAGAAUAAUGACCUUUUUGCAAUAUCUCCGGAAAGAGUUAAUCUCAUUAAUUUUGCAUUUGGAAACGUUUUGAAUAAGUGUCCUAAAUUGUUUUGAAACAAAAAAAGGAUGUUACAAGUCUAACGUAAGGUAACUGUUGAAUUUCUAGAUAUGUCCUUCUCGUUGCGUCUAAAUCAGGAUCAUAAUAUUUUCAUUUUCCACCAAUCUUUAUUUCUGAUAGGUUAAUCCAUUGGAGAAUGCAAAUGAAAGGAAAUGUUUGUUUAAAUAUUAUGGCGGUUAAAGCUCUUUUGACUUUUAAUUUUUUCAUCUAGAUAUCAAUGAGUGUGCUAAAUCCCCUUGUAAGAACAGUGCUUCCUGUCAAAAUAUUCCUGGAAGUUACCGAUGCAAGUGUAAAUCCGGAUAUACUGGACGAAACUGUCAAACUGGUAAGCUUUGCCAGGCUUAAAAAUUUCUACCCGAACAGUAACUUUCAUCUUGCCUUUAUCUGAAUUUUUUUAUUCAUUCUAUUAGCAAGAUAUCGCUGUUCUUGAGAAGUACUUCGUUGCUUUUUUCACUUCUUUGACCUUAAUACUGUUUAAAAAUACUCACAUGAGCACAUUUAUUAUGUUUCAUUUACGUGAUGUACUCUUUAUUGAAUGCCACAUCGCAUGUACAUACCAUUAAAAUUGUUACUUUUAACAACCAAGGUCUAGAUUGAGGGCCCCGCUGUUAGGUUCCCUCAUAAAAAACAUUAUUAGAAAAUAAACAUUAUUAUAAUUGUAUACCAACGGAAUUAUUAUCCCGCUGUUACUUAAUCAUUAUUAUCACCAUUAUAAUAAUAAUAACUAUUAUUAUUAUUCGCGUUUUUACUAACUUGUGGUUUUGUCUAUAGAUAUCGAUGAAUGUGUAGGAUCUCCCUGCAAAAACGGUGCUACUUGUCAAAAUACUCCCGGAAGUCACAAAUGUAACUGUAAACCCGGAUUUACAGGCAGAGACUGCGGAAAAGGUGAACUUCACCAAAAUGGUCAUUUAUCUUCCACGAGUUAUUUGCUCCAUUUUUUGAGAUUACUCGCCGCACAAAUGAUACUUACCUUGCAAACUCAGCAAUAGGAAAAGGGGCUUACUACUCUCAGCACCACUCUAGGCAUUUAUCGAAGCCAUAAAAUGAUGUGGUAGGAGAGGGGGAGAGCGUGUUCUUCUAAAUUUUGUCAUUGCCUUAAGGACCAAUUAUUUACAAAAUUAAAUGAUGUCUGAAAAUGACAAGAAGAAUUGCAUUUUUUUGCUUCUCUAUUGUAUAAAACAAAUAGAUUGUGUCCAAGGGUCUGUAGAGAAAGAAAUAACAUAAACGUCAAAAUGUGGUAAUAACGGUAGUGACAUACUUAGUGGCCGAGCCUUGUUUUUUUGUUGUUGUUGCUUCUCAUCUUUAAAUGUCAUUCGUGAUCUAUAGCAGAAGAACAGCAUCAUCGAAUCCAUUUGUUAAUUAAAUAGAGAACUGAUCUCUAAUUAUAUAUACAGAUGUGGACGAGUGCACAGGGUCUCCUUGCAAAAACGGUGCUCUAUGUCAAAAUGUUCCCGGCAGUUAUCGAUGCAGUUGUAAAUCAGGAUUUGAAGGCGGAAACUGUGAAAGAGGUUUGUAGACUCGAGAGACUUUCUGACUAACUGAACACCACUCCACUUAUAGAUAUAUUUCUGACUCCCCUGUAUUUAAUUCUAUCACAAAUCAGAAAACAAAUAAAUAAUUAUAUUGUAGAGAAUCAUACAGGAAGAGGUACUUUUUACUUUAUGCAAGAAAUGUUAUAUUAAUUUGCACUUGCAUAUCUAGAUACUGACGAGUGUGCUGGAUAUCCCUGUAAAAACGGCGCUUCAUGUCAAAAUAUUCCCGGGAGUUACCGGUGCUGGUGUAAAGCAGGUUUUACAGGAAGGAACUGCGACACAGGUCAGCUAGCCUGCUCUCUUUAUUUCCAAUACCUUGCUGCUAUCUAUCUACCCAUUUUGGAAUCAUGAACUUUUUGCGAUAUAUUGGGAUACAGUUAAUUUCAUUAAUUUUGUUUUUUUGAACGUAUUUAAUGUGUCCUGGAUUUUUUUAAAAAAAGGGAACAAAAAAGAUGCUACAAGUCUAAACAUAAAGUGAGUUUUUAGACUAUACCUCCUUCUCAGUGCAUCCAAAUUAAGAUCAUAAUAUUUUUUAAUGUUACACAAGUUUUAAUUUCUGAUAGUCUCUAAUGGUAGAGAUGCAAAUCAAAGGAAAUGGUAGUUUUAAAUAUCAUGGCGGUUUAAGUUAUAUUGAAUUUAAAUCUAUUAUCUAGAUAUCAAUGAAUGUGUUAAAGCCCCUUGUAAGAACGGUGCUACCUGCCAAAAUAUUGCUGGAAGCUACCAGUGCGCCUGUAAACCUGGCUAUACAGACAGGAACUGUGAGACAGGUAACCUGCCUUGUAAAAUUAAUAAUCACCGUUUGCGACAGAGAUGAGGUUCAUUUCUCUCAUUAGACCAUAUUCUGUUACUCUAAGAUCGAUGCAACAUGAAAGUCCUCCAUCCGUGAUCUAUAACAGACGCACGAUAUCUUAAAAAUCUAUUUCAUAAUUAAAUAGAAUAGUCCCUCUCGUUGCAUCCAAAUUAAGACCAUAAUAUUUUCGUGUUAUACAAGUUUUUGCUUCUGAUAGUCUUAUCCAUUGGAGGAUGCAAACGAAAGUAAAUGGCCGUUUUAAAUAUAAUUGCGGUUUAAGUUAUACUGAUGCCUACUUUGUUAUCUAGACAUAGAUGAGUGUGCUAAAUCCCCGUGUAAGAACGGUGCUACUUGUCAAAAUAUCGCUGGAAGCUACCAGUGCGUCUGUAAACCUGGCUAUACAGACAGUAACUGUGAGACAGGUAAGCUGCCUUGUAAAUUUAUAUAUCAUCUUUUGGCGACAUAGAUGAGGUACAUUUCUUUUAUCGGACCAUGUUCUAAAACCGCAAUUAAAAGUUGUCUUUACGUCAUCAUGAAUUGAUUGGACGGUUCGUAAAUGAAAAUCAUGUGAACUUCGAUAAAGCGCUGUGUGUUCCUUGUAGAAAACUCGCGAAGAAGUCUUGAAUAGUUCCUCUAGUAUCGUUGCAACUAGAAGGUCCUCCAUUAUCUUUAUCUGAAAUUAGUUAUUGGGUUUCUUAUUUUAUAUACAGAUAUAGACGAGUGCGCUAAGUCUCCGUGUCAAAACAAUGCCUUGUGUCAAAAUCUUCCGGGAGGUUACCGAUGCAACUGUAAAUCUGGACAUACUGGACGAAAUUGUGGAACUGGUGAAUUUUGCCAGGCUUAAAAGUUUCGUUAGGAACAAUAACUUUCAUAUUGCCUUCAUUUGAAUUUCUUUUAAUCAUUUCAUUACCGAGGUAUACAGCGCCUUUUCUGAGAAGCACUUCGUUGCAUUUUGCAGUUCGUUGACUUAAAUACCGUUUAGUAAUAAUUAAUUGGGCACCACUAUUAUUGUUCAUCAACUUUCAUCCCCUCAAAAGACAUUUUUGUGAUUCCCCUAUUUAAUUCUGCCGCAAAAGAUUGCGAAUAAAAUAUAUGACAUAUAAAAAGAGAUACUUUUAACUUUAGGCAAGAAAAGGUAUAAAUAUUUGUACUUUCAUAUUUAGAUAUUGACGAGUGUGCUGGAUCUCCCUGUAAGAACGGCGCUACAUGUCAAAAUAUUCCCGGGAAUUACCUGUGCAGUUGUAAGGCAGGUUUUACAGGAAAGAACUGUAACACAGGUCAGCUACUCUGCUCUCUUUUUAAUUUCAAUACCUUUCUUGCAAACUAUCUAUCCAUUUAGAAUUAUGAGAUUUAUGCAAUUUAGAAUAACAAACUUUUAUAAAUAUCUCCAGAAGGAUUCAAUUUCAUUAAUUUUGCAUUUGAAAACGUGAUUAGCGAGUGUCCUGGAUUGUUUGUAAAAAGAUAUAUAUAAUAUGACAUACAGGAAAAGGUACUUUUUAUUUUAUGCAAGAAAAGUUAUAUUGAUUUGUACUUUUUUCUUUAGAAAUUGACGAAUGUGCUGGAUCUCCUUGUAAAAACGGCGCUAAAUGUUCAAAUAUUCCCGGGAGUUACCUGUGCAUUUGUAAAGCAGGUUUUACUGGGAAAAACUGCGACACCGGUCAGUGAGCCCGAUCUCCUCUUAAUUCCAAUAUCUUUCUACAAUCUAUCUAUCUGUGAACGUUUUGUAUCCCUGAGGGUAUUUUAUUUGAUUGGAAAUGGUGGCUUUAAAUAUUACCGCGGUUAAAGUUCUUUUGACUUUUAAUUUGUUAUUUAGACAUCAACGAGUGUGCAAGAUCUCCCUGUAAGAACAGUGAUAGUUGUCUAAAUAUUCCUGGAAGUUACCGAUGCAAAUGUAAAUCCGGAUAUACUGGACGAAACUGUCAAACUGGUGAGCUUUGUUAGUCUUAAAAAUUUAAUUAGGAACAGUCACUUUCAUCUUGCCUUCAUUUCAAUUAUUUAAUCAUUUCAUUACCAAGAUAUCGCCUUUCCUGAGAAGCACUUCGUUACAUUUUGAAGUUCGCUCACCUAAAUACUGUCUAAGAAUAUUUAAUUGAGUACCAUUAUCAUUCUUCAUUUACGUGCAUUUCCCGAUAUACUCUGAAUACCACAUCACAUUUUCAUACUAUUACAAUUGCUACUUUUAACAACCAAGGUUUAGAUUGAGGGCGCCACAGAAAACAGUUUUGGCAAGUUAAGUUCCCUCAUCAAGUCAUUAUUAGGAAAUAAAUAUCAUUAUAAUUAUAUACCAACGGAAUUAUUAUUCCCGAUGUCACUUAAUCAAUAUUAUUAUUGCUAUUAUAAUUAGCAUUAUUAUCAUUAUCAUUAUUUGCAUUGUUACUCAGUUGUGAUUUCGUCUUUAGAUAUCGAUGAAUGUGUUGGAUCUCCAUGCAAAAACGGAGCAACUUGUCAAAACAUUCCCGGAAGUCACAAAUGUAAUUGUAAACCCGGAUUUACAAGCAAAGACUGCAGAAAAGGUAAACAUCACAAAAAUGGUUCUUUAUUGUUCACGAACUCUUUGCUAUGAACCGCUGUUACUUAGUCAUUAUUAUCACCAUUAUAAUAAUAGUAACUAUUAUUAUUAUUAUUCGCGUUUUUACUAACUUGUGAUUUUGUAUAUAGAUAUCGAUGAAUGUGUUGGAUCUCCCUGCAAAAACGGUGCUACUUGUCAAAAUACUCCCGGAAGUCACAAAUGUAACUGUAAACCCGGAUUUACCGGCAGAGACUGCGGAAAAGGUGAACUUCACCAAAAUGGUUAUUUAUUGUUACGCUACAUGUCUAAAUAUUCCCGGGAGUUACGUGUGCAGAUGUAAAGCAGGUUUUAAAGGAAGGACCUGCAACGCAGGUCAGUUAGCCUGCUCUCUUUUUGAUUCCAAUACCUUUCUACAAUCUAUCUAUUCAUUUAGAAUUACAAACUUUUAUCAGUAUCUCUAAUGGGAGUUAAUUUCAUUAAUUUUGCAUUUGGAAACGCAAGUUUUUCUCUGUUAAAAACCCUCUUGAAGAUUAACUUGAAUCAGAUUACUACGCGGUACUCCGUGCUCGCAACUUCCAUUUCUUCUUUGCUACUUAAGUACGAUGUAUCACAACUCUCGGUAGAGCUUGCUCAAGGAAGGUACACAUCGCUAUCGGUCAUAAUUUCAAGAGUAUUUCAACGCUGAUUGAUACAAAAUUACAUGAGAUGUGAGAGAUUUGUGAGUGUCAACUGAGAGUUUUCAUAGUUUUCUACGUCAUCACCCGCUAAUUCGUUACCAGUCCAUGUGAUAUUUUUAAGACAGAAUAGGGGCACAAAAGGCCCAAAAAAACCGCGUUUUGGGCUUUUCAAAAUUUUUCUUCUACCGGAAUUUAUUUGUACAUGUGAUAGGCUAAAUAUUUAAGCAAAAAAAACCAAUUUUGUGUCAUCUGCAGUUUAAUUCCAAUACCUUUCUACAGUCUAUCUAUCCAUUUAUAAUUAUGAUAUUAUGAUAUUAAUAUCAUUAUGAUAUUAUAUUAUAUUAUUAAUUUAUAUUGAUAUAAUAUUAUCCAUUUAGAACUAUGAUAAUUUAGAAUUAUGAACUAUUUGCAAUAUCACUGGAAGGAUUUGGAAACUUAAUUAAUAAGUGUCCUGGAUUGUUUUAAAAAACGACAAAAGGGAUGAUAAAGUCAAUUUUUCGACGAUACGUCUUUCUCGUCAGAGUCAAAUUAAGAUCAGGAUAUUUUAUUGUUACAUUAGUUUUUAUUUCUGAUAGUCUUAUCCAUCGGAGACUGCAAACGGAAGGAAAUGGUACUUUUAAAUAUCAUUGCAGUUUAAGUUAUACUGAUGCCUACUUUGUUAUCUAGAUAUCAAUGAGUGUGCUAAGUCCCCUUGUAAGAACGGUGCUACUUGUCAAAAUAUUGCUGGAAGCUACCAGUGCGCGUGUAAACUUGGCUAUACAGACAGGAACUGUGAGACAGGUAGGCCGCCUUGGAAGAUUAAAUAUCAUCUUUUGGCAACAUAAAUGAGAUUUACUUUUCUCACUGGACCAUAUUCUAAAGGAGCGCCAUUAAAACUUUUCUUCCGUCAUCUUGUAUUGAUUUCUACAAUCUAUCUGUGAACUUUCCGCAAUAUCUCUGAGGGGAUUUUAUUUCAUUAAUUUUGCAUUUGGAAACGUAUUUAAUAAGCGAAAGGAAAUGGUGGUUUUUAAUAUUGCCGCAGUUAAAGUUCUUUUGACUUUCAAUUUGUUAGUUAGACACCAAUGAGUGUGCAAAUUCCCCUUGUAAGAACGGUGCUAGUUGUCAAAAUAUUCCUGGAAGUUACCGAUGCAAGUGUAAAUCCGGAUAUACUGCACGAAACUGUCAAAUUGGUGAGCUUUCUUAGGCUUAAAAAUUUCAUUAGGAAGAGUAACUUUCAUCUUGCCUUAAUUUCAAUUUUUUUAAUCAUUUCAUUACCAAGAUAUCGCCUUUCCUGAGAAGCACUUCGUUGCAUUUUGCAGUUCGCUCACCUAAAUACUGUCUAAGAAUAUUUAAUUGAGUACCAUUAUCAUUCUUCAUUUACAUGGAUUUCCCGAUAUACUCUGAAUACCACAUCACAUUUUCAUACUAUAAACUUUGAACAAUAUUAGCGCAGUUAAAGUUCUUUUGACUUUUAAUUUGUUAUUUAGACAUCAACGAGUGUGCAAGAUCCCCCUGUGAGAACGGUGCUAGUUGUCUAAAUAUUCCUGGAAGUUACCAAUGCAAGUGUAAAUCUGGAUAUACUGGACGAAACUGUCAAACUGGUGAGCUAUGUGUUAGGCUGAAUAAUUUCAUUAGGUACACAAACUUCCAUCUUGCCUUCAUUUGAAUUUUUUUAGUCAUUUCUUUAUCAUGUAUGAUCAUCAUCAUAAACAGUUUUCUGCUUCUCUUUUUUAUAAAACAACUAGAUUCGGAGUCCGCAGGUCUGUACAGUAACAAAUGAGAAAAACGUCACAAUGUGGUAAUAACAUUAGUGACACACUUUAUAGCUGAACCUUGUCUUUUUAGUUGUUGUUUCUCACAUUUAGAUGUCAUCCGUGAUGUAGAACAGACGCACGACAACAUUGAAUCUAUUUGUUAAUUAAAUAGAGAACUGAUUUUUAAUUAUAUAUACAGAUGUGGACGAGUGCACAGGUUCUCCUUGCAAAAAUGGUGCUCUAUGUCAAAAUGUUCCCGGCAGUUAUCGAUGCAGUUGUAAAUCAGGAUUUGCGGGCAGAAACUGUCAAAGAGGUUUGUGGACUCGAGAGACUACCUUUCACGGACUAACUGAACUUUCAUCCCCUCAUAGGCAUAUUUGUGACUCCCCUAUAUUUAAUUAUAUCGCAAAAACAAACAAAUAAAUAAUUAUAAUCCACAGAAAGAGAUAGUAUUAACUUUGGGCAAGAAAUGUCAUAUUUAUUUGUACUCUCAUAUUUAAAUAUUGACGAAUGUGCUGGAUCUCCUUGUAAAAACGGCGCUAAAUGUGUAAAUAUUCUCGGGAGUUACCGGUGUAGUUGUAAAGCAGGUUUCAUAGGAAGGAACUGCGAGAAAGGUCAGCUAGUCCGCUCUCCUUUUAAUUCCACUACCUUUUUACAAUCAAUCUAUCCAUUUAGAUUAAACGAUUUUUGGUAAUAUUUCUGGAGGAGUUAAUUUCAUCAAUUUGUUAACGUGUUUAAUAAGUAUCAUGAAUUGUUUUGAAAAACAAAAAGGAUGAUAAACUCUAAACAUAAAGUUACUUUUGAAUUUCUAAAUUCAAAUUAAGAUCACAAUAUUUUAAUGUUACACCAGUUUUUAUAUGUGAUAGUCUUAUCUAUUGAAAGAAGCAAACGAAAGGAAAUGGUAGUUCUAAAUAUCAUUGCGGUUUAAGUAAUAUUGACUUUAAAUCUGUUAUCUAGAUAUCGAUGAAUGUGCUAAGUCCCCUUGUAAGAACGGUGCUUCUUGUCAAAAUAUUGCUGGAAGCUACCAAUGCGCGUGUAAACCUGGCUACAUAGACAGGAACUGUGAGACAGGUAAGGUGCCCCGAAAGAUUAAAUAUCAUCUUUUGGUGACAUAGAUGAGGUUCAUUUCCAUAUUCUAAAAAAGCGCCAUUAGAAGUUGUGCUUCUGUCAUCUUGGACGGACGGUUCUAAAAUAAUAAUCAUGUGAACUUCGAUAAAGCACUGUAUGUUCCUUGUAGAAAUCUUGGAAAAAAGUCUUGAAUAGUUGCUCUAAAAUCUAUACAACUAGAAAGUCCUCCAUUGUCCUUAUUAAAUAUUAGAUAUCUGGUUUCUUAUUCCGUAUACAGAUAAAGAUGAGUGCGCUAAAUCUCCGUGUCAAAACGAUGCCUUGUGUCAAAACCUUCCUGGAAGUUACCGAUGCAAAUGUAAAUCCGGAUAUAUUGGACGAAACUGCGAAAGUGGUGAGCUUUGUCAGACUUACAAGUUUCAUUAGGAACAACAACUUUUAUCUUGCCUUUAUUUUUUUUUUUUUAAUCAUUUCAUUACCAAGAUAUCGCCUUUCCUUAGAAGUACCUCAAUGGAGUACCAUUAUCAUUGUUUAUUUACGUAUAUUUUGCGAUGUACUCUUUACUGAAUACCACAUCACAUUUACAUACUAUUAAAAUUCAUUAAUAAUCACUAUUAGAAAAUAAAUUUCAUUAUAAUUGUAUACCAAUUCCCGCAAUCACUUAAUGAUUAUUAUUAUUAUUAUUAUUAUCAUUAUCAUUAUGAUUAUUAUUAUUAUUAUUAUUAUUAUUACUGACCUUGUUACUUACUUGUGAUUUGUCUUUAGAUAUCGAUGAAUGUGUUGGAUCUCCAUGCAAAAACGGUGCUACUUGUCAAAAUAUUCCCGGAAGUCACAAAUGCAACUGUAAACCCGGAUUUACAGGCAGAGACUGCGGAAAAGGUGAACUUCACCCAAAUGGAUAUUUAUUGAUUUUAGAUAUAUGAAAAUUCAAUUGGUAGAGCGCUGCACCAGCAUCGCAGAGGUCAUGGGUUCAAAUCCCGUACGGGCCUGAAUUUUUUUCAGGUCCUAUUUACAACUACUCGUUUCAGUAGUGUUCUUAGCUGCGAGGAUCUCUUAAUUUCAUCUUCAUGGUUAUUUGUUGUUACGCUAAAUGUCAAAAUAUUCCCGGGAGUCAUUUGUGCAGUUGUAAAGCAGGUUUUACAGGAAAGAACUGCGACGCAGGUCAGCUAACCCGCUCUCUUUUUGAAGUGCCUAUGACACGAAAUUUUUUUCGCAUUUUAUGGUUGACAGCGGUAUUUAAAAUUAGAAAUAAUUGACCUUUCUAAUUCCACCAUCUUUCUAUUUAGAAUGCUUAACUAUUUGCAAUAUCACUGGAAGGAGUUAAUUUCAUUAAUUCUGCCUUUAAACCGUAUUUAAUAGGUGUUCUGAAUUGUUUUAAAAAAAAAGAGAAACAAAAAGGAUGUCACGAGUCUAACGGGAGUAAAUGUUGAAUUUCAAGACGAUAUGUCUUUCCCCUUGCAUCCAAAUAAGGAUCAUAGCCAGUUUUUAUUUCUAAUAGUCUUAUCCAUUGGAGAAAGCAAACGGAACGGGAAGGAAAUGUUAGUUUUAAAUAUCAUUGCGGUUGAAGUUACAUUGAUACUCAUAAAUUUAAUAUCUAGAUAUCAAUGAGUGUGCUAAAUCCCCUUGUAAGAACGGUGCAACUUGUCAAAAUACUGCUGGAAGCUACCAAUGCGCGUGUCAACGUGGCUAUGCAGACAGGAACUGUGAGACAGGUAAGCUGCCUUGUAAAAUUAAAAAUCGUCGUUUGGUACCAUAGAUGGGGUUCAUUUCUCUCACUGGAUCAUAUUCUAAGAAAGCGCAAUUAAAAGUUGUGUUUCUGUCACCUUGUAUUGAUUAAACGGUUCUAAAAUGAUAAAUAUGUGAGCCCUGAAAAAGCACUGUGUGUUCCCUGUACGAAAAUCGAUAAGAAGACUUGAAUUGUUGUCUAAAAUCUCUGCAACUAGAAAGUCCUCCGUUGUCUUUAUCUCAAAUUAGUGGUUUCUUUUCUUGUUUUUUAUUCUAUAUACAGAUAUAGACGAGUGUGCUGCAUCUCCGUGUCAAAACGAUGCCUUGUGUCAAAAUCUUCCAGGAAGUUACCGAUGCAAGUGUAAAUCCGGAUAUACUGGACGAAAUUGUCAAAUUGGUGAGCUGAUUAGGCCUAGAAAUUCCAUUAACAACAGUAAUAUUCAUCUCUCCUUUAUUUGAAUUUUUCUAAUCAUUUCAUUACCAAGAUAUCGUCUUUCCUGAGAAAGUUUCAUUUUACAGUUCGUUGCUUUAAAUUCCGUUUAAUAAUAUUUAAUUGAGUACAAUUAUUAUUGUUCAUCAAUUUUCAUCCCCUUGUAGAUAUCUUUGUGAUUUCCCCGUACUUAAUUCUACCGCAUAAAAAUAACAGAUAAAUAAUUAUAACAUAUAAAAAGAGAUACUUUAAACUUUAAGCAAGAAAAGUUAGAUUAAUUUAUCCCUUUUUAUUUAGAUAUUAACGAGUGUGCUGGCUCUCCGUGUAAAGACGGUGCUACAUGUCUUAAUAUUCCCGGGAGUUACAUCUGCAGAUGUAAAGCAGGUUUUACAGGAAGGAACUGCAACGCAGGUCAGCUAGCAUGCUCUCUUUUUAAUUCCAAUACCUUUCUACAAUCUAUCUAUUCAUUUAGAAUUACAAACUUUUAUCAGUAUCUCUGGAGAGAGUUAAUUUCAUUAAUUUUGCAUUUGGAAACGUAAUAAGUAAGUGUCCUGGAUUGUUUUUAAAAUAUAUAUAUAGAGAACAUAUCAAAAUAAAUGGCAAGAGGUACUUUUUACUUCAUGCAAGAAUAGUUAUAUUAAUUUUUACUAUUUUCUUUAGAUAUUGAUGAAUGUGCUGGAUCUCCUUGUAAAAACGGCGCUAAAUGUUCUAAUAUUCCAGGGAGUUACCUGUGCAGUUGUAAAGCAGGUUUUACAGGAAAGAACUGCGACGCAGGUCAGCUAACCCGCUCUCUUUUUAAAGUGCCUAUGACACGAAAUUUUUUUUGUAUUUUCUGGUUGACAGCGGUAUUUAAAAUUAGAAAUAAUUGACCUUCGCGCCUGGCGAGUUCUCCUUGUCCAUUUUUUUCUACGUUGAAAGUACGAUUUGGCGGCCAAAAAGUGUCCCCAUAAAGCGCUUUAAAAAAAAUUUAAAGCAUGAUUUACAGGAAGAAAAUGCAACUCGGGUAAGCUAGCCCGCUCUGUUUUUAAUUUCAACACCUUUCUACAAUCUGUCUAUCCAUUUAGAAUUAUGAACUUUCUGCAAUUUAGAAUUACAAACUUUUAUCGGUAUCUCCAGAAGGAUUCAAUUUCAUUAAUUUUCAUUUGAAAACGUGAUUAAUGAGUGUCCUGGAUUGAUUUUAAAAAAAUAAUUAUACCUAAUAUGAUAUAUAGGAAGAGGUACUUUUCACUUUAUGCAAGAAGAGUUAAAUUAAUUUAUACUUUUUUCUUUAGAUGUUGACGAAUGUGCUGGAUCUCCUUGUAAAAACGGCGCUAAAUGUUCUAAUAUUCCCGGGAGUUACCUGUGCAGUUGUAAAGCAGGUUUUACAGGGAAGAAGUGCGACACAGGUUAGCUAGCUCGCUCUCUUUUCAAUUCCAACACCUUUCUACAAUCUAUCUAUCUGUGAGCUUUUCGCAAUAUCUCUGAGGGGAUUUUAUUUCUUCAAUUUUGCAUUUGGAAACGUAAUAUAUAAUAAGCGAAAGGAAAUGGUGGUUUUAUAUAUUACCGCAGUUAAAGUUCUUAAUUUGUUAUUUAGACAUCGAUGAGUGUGUAAAAUUCCCUUGUAAGAACGGUGCUAGUUGUCAAAAUCUUCCUGGAUGUUACCGAUGCAAGUGUAAAUCCGGAUAUACUGGACGAAACUGUCAAACUGGUGGGCUUUCUUAGGCUUAAAAAUUUCAUCAGGAACAGCAACUUUCAUCUUUCCUUCAUUUCAAUUUUUUAAUCAUUUCAUUGCCAAGAUAUCGCCUUUCCUGAGAAGCACUUCGUUGCAUUUUGCAGUUCUUUCACCUAAAUACUGUCGAAGAAUAUUUAAUUGAGUACCAUUAUCAUUCUUCAUUUACGUGCAUUUCCCGAUAUACUCUUUACUGAAUACCACAUCACAUUUUCAUAUUAUGAGAAUUGUUACUUUUAAAUACCAAGGUCUAGAUUGAGGGCCCCACUGAAAACAGUUUUGGCAAGUUAAGUUCCCUCAUCAAGUCAUUAUUAGAAAAUAAAUAUCAUUAUAAUUAUAUACCAACGGAAUUAUUAUUCCCGAUGUCACUUAUUCAUUAUUAUUGUUACUAUUAUAAUUAGUAUUGUUAUCAUUAUCAUUAUUUGCAUUGUUACUCAGUUGUGAUUUCGUCUUUAGAUAUCGAUGAAUGUGUUGGAUCUCCAUGCAAAAACGGUGCAACUUGUCAAAACAUUCCCGGAAGUCACAAAUGUAAUUGUAAAUCCGGAUUUACAAGCAAAGACUGCGGAAAAGGUGAACAUCACAAAAAUGGUUCUUUAUUGUUCACGAACUAUUUGUUAAGAACUUUAAGCAGUAUCUCUCGUAGGGGUGAAUUUCAUUAGUUUUAGAGUUUUGAAGACUUAUUUAUUAAGUGUCCUGGAUGGCUUUUAAAUAUAAAUAAUUUAUUAUAAUAUCUAAGAAGAGGUACUUUUUACUCCAUAAAAAAAUAGUUAUAUUUAUUUAUACUUUUUUAUCUAGAUAUUGACGAAUGUGCUGGAUGUCCUUGUAAAAACGGCGCUAAAUGUUCUAAUAUUCCCGGGAGUAACCUGUGCAGAUGUAAAGCAGGUUUUACAGGAAGGAAAUGCGACAUAGGUUAGCUAACCUGCUCUCUUUUUCAUUCCACUACCUUUGCAAUAUAUCUGGCAGGAGUUAAUCUCAUUAGUUUUUCAAUCGGAAACGUAUUUAGAAAGUGCCCUGGAUUGUUUUGAAACCAAAGAAGGAUGAAACAAGUCUAACGUGAAGUUAUUGCUGAAUUCCUACACGAUAUGUCCUUCUCGUUGCAUCCAAAUUAAGAUCGUAAUAUUUUCAUGUUACACCAGUUUUUAUUUCUGAUAGUCAUAUAUAUUUAAAAAGCAAACGAAAGGAAAUUGUGGUUAGCACAAUUAAAGUUUUUUUGACUUUUAAUUUGUUAUCUAGAUAUCAAUGAGUGUUCUUGUAAGAACGGUGCUACUUGUCAAAAUAUUCCUGGAAGUUACCGAUGCACGUGUAAAUCUGGAUAUACUGGACGAAACUGUCAAACUGGUGAGCUAUGUGUUAGGCUGAAAAAUUUCAUUAAGUACAGAAACUUUCAUCUUCCCUUCAUUUGAAUAUUGUUAGUCAUUUCUUUAUCAUGUAUGAGCAUCAUCAUAUACAAUUUUCUGCUUCUCUAUUUUAUAAAACGACUAGAUUCGGUGCCCGCAAGUCUGUACAGUAACAAAUGACAAAAACGUUUCAAUGUGGUAAUAACAUUAGUGGCACACAUUAUAGCUGAACCUUGGUUUUUUUAGUUGUUGUUGUUUCUUACAUUUAGAUGUCAUCCGUGAUCUAGAACAGACGCACGACAACAUUGAAUCUAUUUGUUAAUUAAAUAGAGAACUGAUUUUUAAUUAUAUAUACAGAUGUGGACGAGUGCACAGGUUCUCCAUGUAAAAACGGUGCUCUAUGUCAAAAUGUUGCCGGCAGUUAUCGAUGCAGUUGUAAAUCAGGAUUUGCGGGCAGAAACUGUCAAAGAGGUUUGUGGACUCGAGAGACUACCUUUCUCGGACUAACUGAACUUUCAUCGCCUCAUAGGCAUAUUUGUGACUCCCCUAUAUUUAAUUAUAUCGCAAAAACAAACAAAAAAAUAAUUAUAAUCUACAGAAAGAGGUAGUGUACUUUAGGCACGAAAUGUCAUAUUUAUUUGUACUUUCAUAUUCAGAUAUUGACGAAUGUGCUGGAUCUCCUUGUAAAAACGGCGCUAAAUGUGUAAAUAUUCUCGGGAGUUACCUGUGUAGUUGUAAAGCAGGUUUUACAGGAAGGAACUGCGACACAGGUCAGCUAGUCCGCUCUCUUUCUAAUUCCACUAUCUUUCUACAAUCUAUCUAUCCAUUUAGAAUUAAACGAUUUUUGGUAAUAUUUCUGGAGGAGUUUAUUUCAUCAAUUAGUUAACGUAUAAAGUUACUUUUGAAUUUCUAGACGUUACGUCCUUCUCGUUAAAUUCAAAUUAAGAUCACAGUAUUUAAAUGUUACACCAGUUUUUAUAUGUGAUAGUCUUAUCUAUUGAAAGAUGCAAACGAAAGUAAAUGGUAGUUCUAAAUAUCAUUGCGCUUUAAGUAAUAUUGACUUUAAAUCUGUUAUCUAGAUAUCAAUGAAUGUGCUAAGUCCCCUUGUAAGAACGGUGCUACUUGUCAAAAUAUUGCUGGAAGCUACCAAUGCACGUGUAAACCUGGCUACAUAGACAGGAACUGUGAGACAGGUAAGAUGCCCCGAAAGAUUAAAUAUUAUCCUUUGGCGACAUAAAUGAGCUUCAUUUCUCUCUAACAAAAGCGCCAUUAAAAGUUGUACUUCUGUCAUCUUGGACGGACGGUUCUAAAAUAACAAUCGUGAACUUCGAUAAGGCACUGUGUGUUCCUCGUAGAAACCUCGGAAAAAAGUCUUGAAUAGUUACUCUAAAAUCUCUGCAACUAGAAAGUCCCUCCAUUGUCCUUAUCUAAAAUUAGACAUGUGGUUUCUUAUUCCAUAUACAGAUAUAGAUGAGUGCGCUAAAUCUCCGUGUCAAAACGAUGCUUUGUGUCAAAAUCUUCCUGGAAGUUACCGAUGCAAGUGUAAAUCCGGAUUUAUUGGACGAAACUGCGAAAGUGGUGAGAUUUGUCAGGCUUAAAAGUCUCAUUAGGAACAAUAACUUUCAUCUUGCCUUCAUUUGAAGUUUUUUUAAUCAUUUCAUUACCAAGAUAUCGCCUUUCCUGAGAAGCACCUCAACGGAGUACCAUUAUCAUUGUUUAUGAUAUUAUAUUGAUAGUUUAUUUGGCGAUGUACUCUUUACUGAAUACCACAUCACAUUUACAUACUAUUAAAAUAGAUGAAAACUCAUUAUUAGAAAAUAAAUAUCAUUAUAAUUAUAUACCAACGGAAUUAUUAUUCCCGCAAUCACUUAAUGAUCAUUAUUGUUAUCAUCAUUAUUAUUAUCAUUAUCAUUAUAAUUAUUGUUAUCAUUACUGACGUUGUUACUUGUGAUUUGUCUUUAGAUAUCGAUGAAUGUGUUGGAUCUCCAUGCAAAAACGGUGCUACUUGUCAAAAUGUUCCCGGAAGUCACAAAUGUAAUUGUAAACCCGGAUUUACAGGCAGAGACUGCGGAAAAGGUGAACUUCAUCAAAAUGGUUAUUUAUUGUUACGCUACAUGUCAAAAUAUUCCCGGGAGUUAUUUGUGCAGUUGUAAAGCAGGUUUAACAGGAAGGAACUGCGACACAGGUCAGCUAGCCCGCUCUCUUUCUUAUUCCACCAUCUUUCUAUUUAGAAUUCUGAACUAUUUGCAAUAUCACUGGAAGGGGUUAAUUUCAUUAAUUCUGCCUUUGGAACCGUAUUUAAUAGGUUUUCUGGAUUGUUUUGAAAGAAAAGAAACAAAAAGGAUGCCACAAGUCUAAUGUGAAGUAACUGUUGAAUUUCAAGAAGAUAUGUCUUUCCCCUUGCAUCCAAAUAAGGAUCAUAACCGGUUUUUAUUUCUAAUAGUCUUAUCCAGUGGAGAAAGCAAACGGAACGGGAAGGAAAUGUUAGUUUUAAAUAUCAUUGCGGUUGAAGUUACAUUGAUACAAAUAAAUUUAAUAUCUAGAUAUCAAUGAGUGUGCUAAAUCCCCUUGUAAGAACGGUGCAACUUGUCAAAAUACUGCUGGAAGCUACCAAUGCGCGUGUAAACCUGGCUAUGCAGACAGGAACUGUGAGACAGGUAAGCUGCCUUGUAAAAUUAAAAAUCAUCGUUUGGUGCCAUAGAUGGGGUUCAUUUCUCUCACUGGAUCAUAUUCAAAAAAAGCGCAAUUAAAAGUUGUGUUUUUGUCAUCUUGUAUUGAUUAAACGAUUCUAAAAUGAUAAAUAUGUGAGCCCUGAUAAAGCACUGUGUGUCCCUUGUACGAAAAUCGAUAAGAAUGAGGACUUGAAUUGUUGUCUAAAAUCUCUGCAACUAGAAAGUCCUCCGCUGUCUUUAUCUAAAAUUGGUGGUUUCUUAUCUGGUUUCUUAUGCCAUAUACAGAUAUAGACGAGUGUGCUGCAUCUCCGUGUCAAAACGAUGCCUUGUGUCAAAAUCUUCCAGGAAGUUACCGAUGCAAGUGUAAAUCUGGAUAUACUGGACGAAAUUGUGAAAUUGGUGAGCUUUGUUAAGCUUAGAAAUUCCAUUGGGAACAGUAAUUUUCAUCUCUCCUUCAUUUGAAUUUUUUUAAUCAUUUCAUUACCAAGAUAUCGUCUUUCCUGAGAAGCGCUUCGUUUCAUUUUGUAGUUCGUUGCCUGAAAUUCCGUUUAAUAAUAUCAAUUGAGUACAAUUAUUAUUGUUCAUCAAUUUUCAUCCCCUUCUAGAUAUCUUUGUGAUUUCCCUGUACUUAAUUCUACCGCAAAAAAAUAACAGAUAAAUAAUUGCAACAUAUAAAAGAGAUAAACUUUAAGUAAGAAAGGUUAGAUUACUUUAACCUUUUUUAUUUAGAUAUUAACGAGUGUGCCGAAUCUCCGUGUAAAAACGGUGCUACAUGUUUUAAUAUUCCCGGGAGAUACCUCUGCAAAUGUAAAGCAGGUUUCACAGGAUGGAACUGCAACGCAGGUCCAUAGCCUGCACUCUUUUUAAUUCCAACACCUUUCUAUAAUCUAUCUAUUCAUUUAGAAUUACAAACUUUUAUCAGUAUCUCUGGUGGGAGUUAAUUUCAUUAAUUUCGCAUUUGGAAACGUAAUUAGUAAGUGUCUUGGAUUUUUUAAAAAUUAUAUAUAUAUAGAACAUAUCAAAAAAAAAUGGGAAGAGGCACUUUUUACUUCACGCAAGAAAAGUUAUAUUAAUUUGCACUUUUUUCUUUAGAUAUUGACGAAUGUGCUGGAUCUCCUUGUAAAAACGGCGCUAAAUGUUCUAAUAUUCCUGGGAGUUACCUGUGCAGUUGUAAAGCAGGUUUUACAGGAAAGAACUGCGACACAGGUUAGCUAGCUCGCUCUCUUUUCAGUUCUGCAACUUCGACUUUGAACUUUCUGCAAUUUAGAAUUACAAACUUUUACCAGUAUAUCCAGAAGGAUUCAAUUUCAUUAAUUUUGCAUUUGAAAACGUGAUUAAUGAGUGACCUGGAUUAUUUUUAAAAAAAUAAUUAUACCUAAUAUAAUAUAUAGGAAGAGGUACUUUUCACUUUAUGCAAGAAUAGUUAUAUUAAUUUAUACUUUUUUCUUUAGAUGUUGACGAAUGUGCUGGAUCUCCUUGUAAAAACGGCGCUAAAUGUUCUAAUAUUCCCGGGAGUUACCUGUGCAGUUGUAAAGCAGGUUUUACAGGGAAGAAGUGCGACACAGGUUAGCUAGCUCGCUCUCUUUUCAAUUCCAACACCUUUCUACAAUCUAUCUAUCUGUGAGCUUUUCGCAAUAUCUCUGAGGGGAUUUUAUUUCUUCAAUUUUGCAUUUGGAAACGUAAUAUAUAAUAAGCGAAAGGAAAUGGUGGUUUUAUAUAUUACCGCAGUUAAAGUUCUUAAUUUGUUAUUUAGACAUCGAUGAGUGUGUAAAAUUCCCUUGUAAGAACGGUGCUAGUUGACAAAAUCUUCCUGGAUGUUACCGAUCCAAGUGUAAAUCCGGAUAUACUGGACGAAACUGUCAAACUGGUGGGCUUUCUUAGGCUUAAAAAUUUCAUCAGGAACAGUCACUUUCAUCUUGCCUUCAUUUCAAUUUUUUAAUCAUUUCAUUGUCAAGAUAUCGCCUUUCCUGGGAACCACUUCGUUACAUUUUGCAGUUCUUUCACCUAAAUACUGUCUAAGAAUAUUUAAUUGAGUACCAUUAUCAUUCUUCAUUUACGUACAUUUCCCGAUAUACUCUUUACUGAAUACCACAUCAAAUUUUCAUAUUAUGAGAAUUGUUACUUUUAACUACCAAGGUCUAGAUUGAGGGCCCCACUGAAAACAGUUUUGGCAAGUUAAGUUCCCUCAUCAAGUCAUUAUUAGGAAAUAAAUAUCAUUAUAAUUAUAUACCAACGGAAUUAUUAUUCCCGAUGUCACUUAUUCAUUAUUAUUGUUACUAUUAUAAUUAGUAUUAUUAUCAUUAUCAUUAUUUGCAUUGUUACUCAGUUGUGAUUUCGUCUUUAGACAUCGAUGAAUGUGUUGGAUCUCCAUGCAAAAACGGUGCAACUUGUCAAAAUAUUCCCGGAAGUCACAAAUGUAACUGUAAACCCGGAUUUACAGGCAAAGACUGCGGAAGAGGUGAACAUCACAAAAAUGGUUCUUUAUUGUUCACGAACUAUUUGUUAAGAACUUUAAGCAGUAUCUCUCGUAGGGGUGAAUUUCAUUAGUUUUAGAGUUUUGAAGACUUAUUUAUUAAGUGUCCUGGAUGGCUUUUAAAAUAUAUAUAUAAUAUAUUAUAAUAUCUAAGAAGAGGUACUUUUUACUCUAUGAAAGAAUAGUUAUAUUUAUUUAUACUUUUUUAUCUAGAUAUUGACGAAUGUGCUGGAUGUCCUUGUAAAAACGGCCCUAAAUGUUCUAAUAUUCCCGGGAGUAACCUGUGCAGAUGUAAAGGAGGUUCUACAGGAAGGAAAUGCGACAUAGGUCAGCUAGCCUGCUCUCUUUUUCAUUCCAAUACCUUUGCAAUAUCUCUGGCAGGAGUUAAUCUCAUUAAUUUUUCAUCCGGAAACGUAUUUAGAAAGUGUCCUGGAUUGUUUUGAAACCAAAGAAGGAUGAAACAAGUCUAACGUGAAGUUAUUGCUGAAUUCCUACACGAUAUGUCCUUCUCGUUGCAUCCAAAUUAAGAUCGUAAUAUUUUCAUGUUACACCAGUUUUUAUUUCUGAUAGUCUUAUAUAUUUAAAAAGCAAACGAAAAGAAAUUGUGGUUAGCACAAUUAAAGUUCUUUUGACUUUUAAUUUGUUAUCUAGAUAUCAAUGAGUGUUCUUGUAAGAACGGUGCUACUUGUCAAAAUAUUCCUGGAAGUUACCGAUGCAAGUGUAAAUCUGGAUAUACUGGACGAAACUGUCAAACUGGUGAGCUAUGUGUUAGGCUGAAAAAUUUCAUUAAGUACAGAAACUUUCAUCUUGCCUUCAUUUGAAUAUUGUUCGUCAUUUCUUUAUCAUGUAUGAGCAUCAUCAUAAACAAUUUUCUGCUUCUCUAUUUUAUAAAACAACUAGAUUCGGUGCCCGCAAGUCUGUACAGUAACAAAUGACAAAACGUUUCAAUGUGGUAAUAACAUUAGUGACACACAUUAUAGCUGAACCUUGGUUUUUUCAGUUGUUGUUGUUUCUUACAUUUAUCGUCCGUGGUACAUCAUACAUUUGUCAUCCGUGAUCUAGAACAGACGCACGGCAACAUUGAAUCUAUUUGUUAAUUAAAUAGAGAACUGAUUUUUAAUUAUAUAUACAGAUGUGGACGAAUGCACAGGUACUCCUUGCAAAAACGGUGCUCUAUGUCAAAAUGUUCCCGGCAGUUAUCGAUGCAGUUGUAAAUCAGGAUUUGCAGGCAGAAACUGUCAAAGAGGUUUGUGGACUCGAGAGACUACCUUUCUCGGACUAACUGAACUUUCGUCCCCUCAUAGGCAUAUUUGUGACUCCCCUAUAUUUAAUUAUAUCGCAAAAACAAACAAAUAAAUAACUAUAAUCUACAGAAAAAGGAAGUGCUAACUUUAGGCAAGAAAUGUCAUAUUUAUUUGUACUUUCAUAUUCAGAUAUUGACGAAUGUGCUGGAUCUCCUUGUAAAAACGGCGCUAAAUGUGUAAAUAUAUUCGGGAGUUACCUGUGUAGUUGUAAAGCAGGUUUUACAGGAAGGAACUGCGACACAGGUCAGCUAGUCCGCUCUCUUUCUAAUUCCACUAUCUUUCUACAAUCUAUCUAUCCAUUUAGAAUUAAACGAUUUUUUGUAAUAUUUCUGGAGGAGUUAAUUUCAUCAAUUUUUUAACGUAUUUCAUAAGUGUCCUGAAUUGUUUGGAAAAAAAAAAGGAUGAUGAAGUCUAAACAUUAAGUUACUUUUAAAUUUCUAGACGUUACGUCCCUCUCGUUAAAUUCAAAUUAACAUCACAAUAUUUUAAUGUUACACCAGUUUUUAUAUGUGAUAGUCUUAUCUAUUGAAAGAUGCAAACGAAAGGAAAUGGCAGUUCUAAAUAUCAUUGCGCUUUAAGUAAUACUGACUUUAAAUCUGUUAUCUAGAUAUCAAUGAAUGUGCUAAGUCCCCUUGUAAGAACGGUGCUACUUGUCAAAAUAUUGCUGGAAGCUACCAAUGCACGUGUAAACCUGGCUACAUAGACAGGAACUGUGAGACAGGUAAGGUGCCCCGAAAGAUUAAAUAUUAUCCUUCGGCGACAUAAAUGAGGUUCAUUUCUCUCGCUGAACCAUAUUCUAACAAAAGCGCCAUUAAAAGUUGUACUUCUGUCAUCUUGGACGGACGGUUCUAAAAUAACAAUCGUGAACUUCGAUAAGGCACUGUAUGUUCCUCGUAGAAACCUCGGUCUUGAAUAGUUGCUCUAAAAUCUCUGCAACUAGAAAGUCCUCCAUUGUCCUUAUUUAAAAUUAGAUAUGUGGUUUCUUAUUCCAUAUACAGAUAUAGAUGAGUGCGCUAAAUCUCCGUGUCGAAAUGAUGCCUUGUGUCAAAAUCUUCCUGGAAGUUACCGAUGCAAGUGUAAAUCCGGAUUUAUUGGACGAAACUGCGAAAGUGGUGAGCUUUGUCAGGCUUAAAAGUCUCAUUAGGAACAACAACUUUCAUCUUGCCUUCAUUUGAAGCUUUUUUAAUCAUUUCAUUACCAAGAUAUCGCCUUUCCUGAGAAGCACCUCAACGGAGUACCAUUAUCAUUGUUUAUUUACGUGUAUUUUGCGAUGUACUCUUUACUUAAUACCAUAUCACAUUUACGUGCUAUUAAAACUAAUUAAAAUCAUUAUUAGAAAAUAAAUAUCAUUAUAAUUAAAAACCAACGGAAUUAUUAUUCCCGCAAUCACUUAAUGAUCAUUAUUAUUAUCAUUAUCAUUAUUAUUAUCAUUAUCAUUAUUAUUAUUGUUAUCAUUAUUGACGUUGUUACUUGUGAUUUGUCUUUAGAUAUCGAUGAAUGUGUUGGAUCUCCAUGCAAAAACGGUGCUACUUGUCAAAAUAUUCCCGGAAGUCACAAAUGUAAUUGUAAACCCGGAUUUACAGGGAGAGACUGCGGAAAAGGUGAACUUCACCAAAACGGUUAUUUAUUGUUAUGCUACAUGUCAAAAUAUUCCCGAGAGUUAUUUGUGCAGUUGUAAAGCAGGUUUUACAGGAAGGAACUGCGACACAGGUCAGCUAGCCUGCUCUCUUUCUAAUUCCACUAUCUUUCUACAAUCUUUCUAUUUAGAAUUCUGAACUAUUUGCAAUAUCACUGGAAGGAGUUAAUUUCAAUAAUUCUGCAUUUGGAACCGUAUUUAAUAAGUGUUCUGGAUUGUUUUGAAAAAAAAAUGCAAUAAGGAUACUACAAGUCUAACGUGAAGUAACUGUUGGAUUUCAAGACGAUAUGUCUUUCUCCGUGCAUCCAAACAAGGAUCAUGACCAGUUUUUAUUUCUGAUAGUCUUAUCCAGUGGAGAAUGAAAACGGAAGGAAAAGUUGGUUUUAAAUAUCAUUGCGGUUGAGGUUAUAUUGACUUUAAAUUUGCUAUCUAGAUAUCAAUGAGUGUGCUAAAUUUCCUUGUAAGAACGGUGCAACUUGUCAAAAUACUGCUGGAAGCUACCAAUGCGCGUGUAAACCUGGCUAUGCAGACAGGAACUGUGAGACAGGU
Messenger RNA from Pocillopora meandrina, 34784 nucleotides. NCBI's taxonomy places the organism in Eukaryota, Metazoa, Cnidaria, Anthozoa, Scleractinia, Pocilloporidae. The record is from the annotation of a GenBank genome assembly.